AUGGCGCCAAAGCGGCAGGCGACGAAGCAGCGGGUGCGGGUCACCAACAGGGCCCGCGAGGCGCGUCAGUUCUCCACCGUUCGUCUGCCGCGGAGGGCGGAGGUGCAGGCGGCGGCGGCGGACGUGGAGCGCAUGCACGAGGACCGCGGGGGCGGCGGCGGGCACGGCGGCGGGCAGACGUCGGCGCCUCCCGCCUUUGACCCCAUCCCCGCCGACCCGCUCUUUGUCGUGGUUGCGGCGUCCAAGCACUGGCCGCCGCCGUCGCUGGAGGAGCUGCAGGCGGCCAGCGGGGCGCCCAUUAGCGACGGCUUUGACGCCUACGACCGGCGCGAGGAUGACAGGGAGGCGCGGAAGGAGCGGGUGAAGGUGGUGCGUGGGGAGCUGAACCACCCACGCGGAAAGCCGCGACAGAACACGCUUGUGCGGUUAGACGAUAGCGAGGAGGGCGAGGAGGAGGGGGAGGACGCGGGCGAGUAG
Messenger RNA from Trypanosoma conorhini, 477 nucleotides. RefSeq lists its product as uncharacterized. The coding region runs from base 1 to 477 and encodes 158 amino acids. The record is from RefSeq and is a predicted model, not a curated record. The transcript has a single exon. NCBI's taxonomy places the organism in Eukaryota, Euglenozoa, Kinetoplastea, Trypanosomatida, Trypanosomatidae.